Molecule: messenger RNA, 1405 nt
Organism: Chaetomium fimeti
Lineage: Eukaryota; Fungi; Ascomycota; Sordariomycetes; Sordariales; Chaetomiaceae
Product: Alpha/beta knot methyltransferase
Exons: 3
Coding region: 250-1035 (261 amino acids)
Biological process (GO): rRNA base methylation
Cellular component (GO): small-subunit processome; nucleolus
Molecular function (GO): rRNA (pseudouridine) methyltransferase activity; rRNA binding
Source: RefSeq, a predicted model, not a curated record
GGGUAAGCGGGUUCUAACCGAAAACUGCCCGGCGUCCCUGGUUAAGCGAAAGUCUUGUUUCGCUCGCCCAUCUGCCUUCCUCGCUCUUUUUAAAGCAGCUGCCCCUAUUCCCUUAGCACCCGACAAUCAAAUCUUUCUAAUCACCUCCAUUUUGUCCGAAAGUUUUUUAGGCUUUUGUCAAACUUAAAUCUGAGACCCCGGACGUGUAGGCAAUUUUUUGUCCAUAUUCCACGUUACACUUCAGCAAUCAUGUCGUCGUCACCAGAAUACCGGGCAGGCAAGCGGCCGAGAACCCAAUCACUCCCGCCUCCGGAGCUGCCGCAACUGGUGGCCGAGCAACAUGCCCCAAUCCCACCAACCGACAAGGACUCGAAGCGACUGAUUGUUGUCUUGUCCAAUGCCAGCCUCGAAACCUACAAGGCAUCGCACGGCGGAGUUAGCCGCAUGGGUGUCCAAAGGGAGGAGAAGUACUCGCUGCUCAACAGCGACGAGCACAUCGGCGUCAUGCGCAAGAUGAACAGGGACAUUAGCGACGCGCGCCCGGACAUCACACACCAGUGCCUGCUCACCCUCCUCGAUUCCCCGAUAAACAAGUCCGGAAAACUGCAGAUCUACAUUCAGACCGCCAAGGGCGUGCUCAUCGAAGUCUCGCCGUCGGUCCGCAUUCCCCGGACAUUCAAGCGCUUCGCCGGCCUGAUGGUCCAGCUCCUCCACCGUCUCUCCAUCAAGGGCACCAACUCGCAGGAAAAGCUCCUGAAAGUGAUUCAGAACCCCAUCACCGACCAUCUCCCCCCCAACUGCCGGAAGAUCACGCUCAGCUUUGACGCGCCGAUGGUGCGGGUGCGCGAUUACAUCGACACGCUCGGAACGGACGAGAGCAUUUGCGUCUUCGUGGGUGCCAUGGCCAAGGGCGCGGACAAUUUCGCCGACGCCUACGUGGACGAAAAGAUUUCGAUCAGCAACUUCAGCCUUUCGGCGAGCGUUGCCUGCAGCAAGUUCUGCCAUGCCGCUGAGGACAGCUGGGACAUCCUCUGAGGCGGACGCCACGCCACAACGCAAUGGCUACGAGGCUGCUGUGGCCGGUCGUCGGGCUGGCCCUCAACCUAAUGAUACCGACAAGGAUUGGGGAUGGGAUGGAAAGAUCUGUCGGCUCCCUAUCUUGAUUCAGGGGGCUGCGGUUGCAUUGUGUCUGUUCCGCGAUACAACAUCGCGGUUAACGACCUUUGUCUUCCGGAACUUGGGUCAUCUGUGCUUGAGCUGUCGGUGUUUUUGCAACCAAAACAUGGGGCAUUCAACAACGGAACCCAAGACGCUUUCGUCGUCUACACACUGCCACUUCAACUUGGCCUGUGUCUUCCCCUUUUUUUUUUUCUUUUUUUCAUACCACUUUUUCACACUACAUAAU